UAAUGGAUUCCGAAGAAGAUCCACCGGUAAAAUUAACCAUAAAUUCAGAAUUUGCUAAAAAAUAUGAGGAGAGAAAAAGAGGCGAAGAACUUUCAAAACUCAAAGAAAAGUAUGGUGAUGUCGCCAACUUCGAUUCCGAUGAGGCUGAUGAAUCUUCAACUUCUGAAGAAGAGGACGAGUUUGGAGAAUUAGUUACUCCAGAGGUAGAUGCGCAAAUUAUGAAGACGAUUAUUGCGAUAAAAUCAAAAGAUCCAAAAGUCUAUGACUUUCAAUCAAAUUUUUUUGCAGAAGAAGAAAUACAAAAAGCACGUGAGCAAUGGUUGGAUAAACAACGAGAAAAAAAGUUAGAAGCAAAACCUAUGAAUUUAAAGGAUUACAAUCGCAACAUAUUAUUAGAAAAUGGUGGUAUAAUAGAUAAUUCUAAAAUCAAGGGGAAUAUUGAAUUAGCACCUGUACAAGAAGAGCAAAAGUUGAAAGAAGAAUUUAAGGCGGCUACUUCUAAAUUCGAUUUUUCUGAUAAUGAUGACGAUUUUUUGGUUCAACGACAUAAAUCGGCUGAAGAAUUGAAAGCCGAAGAAGAUGAUUAUCAAAAGUUUUUACUAGAAAGUAUGGCGGAUGCUAAUGAUGCGGAAACUCUUAAACAAUGGCAAAAUUAUAAAAACAAUCCAAAUGUAAAUGAGGAUGAAGCCUUUUUAAUGAAUUUUAUCCUUAAUCGUGGUUGGAUUGACAAAGAAUCUGAUAAAAUUCCGUCGUAUGAAGAACUUAUUGCAGAACAUCACGAUGAGGAAGAUAGAAAAUUUGAGGAAGCUGUCGACCAGUUCGAGAGCAAAUAUAAUUUCCGUUUCGAGGAAGAUGGGAGUACUAAAGUAAUUACAUAUUCUCGUAACCUUGAAGGAUUAAUGCGAAGAACUGAUAAUACGCGUAAACUUAAACGUCAAACGCGUUCAGAUCGAAAAGAAGAAGAGAAAAAACGUAAGAUAGAAGAAUUAAAGAGACUCAAGAAUCUCAAGAAGAAGGAGAUUUUUGAAAAAUUACGAAAAAUAAAAGAAAUAACAGGCAAUGAUACUGUUGGUUUUGAUGAUGUUGAUCUUGAAGAAGAUUUCGAUCCUAAUAAAUAUGAUAAAAAAAUGCGUAAAAUAUUUGAUGAUGAUUAUUAUGCGGGAGAGGCUGAUAAUGAAAAGCCAGAAUGGAAUGAUGAUAUCUGCAUAGGUGAUAUCAUAGAUAGCAAUAGCAACGAUCAAAAUAUUAAUUCUAUAAUAAAUGUUGUUAAAGAAUAUAAUAAAUAUGAUGGUGACGAUCAAGAAUCUGAAGGCGUUAUUGGAGACGAUUUUAAUAUGGAUGCAGAUUAUUUGCCAGGUGGAAAGAAAUAUGACGAGACCAAAUCCCAAAAAAAGAAGAAAGCUAAAAAGAAAUUUGAUGAAUAUCUGGAUGAAUAUUAUCAAUUGGAUUAUGAAGAUAUUAUUGGUGAUACUCCCGUAAGAUUCAAAUAUAGACAAACUAAACCGGUUUCAUUUGGUUUAACCGCCGCCGAAAUAUUAUUAGCGGACGAAAAAGAUUUAAAUGAAUUUGUAUCACUAAAAAAAUUAGCACCAUAUCGACCUGAGCCUGUUGUGGAGAAUGAUCUAAAAAAAUAUUCUAAAAAGAAAAGAUUAAGGCAGUUUCGUAAAAAACUUGACCUUUCAGAAAAAAGUCCUCCAAAAUACAAAUCAAAAAAUUCAAAAUCAAUUAAACGUAAAGUUAAUGAAGAAAAAGGAAAACAAUUGAUUGGAAUACAACAAAAUAAGAGUAAAAAGGGUUAAAAUACAUGAUAACGAUAGUAAUAUAAAAAAGAAUAAGAAAAAAAAUGGGUAAAGAAUAAAACAUUACAUAUUAAUCCAAAAGAUCUAAAGAACAUAAUUAUCCUACUUUUAAUAUUAUUAUUAAAUUUGAUUGCAUAUCGAAUAAAAUUCAACUUUUUUAUUAAUGCCUCAAUCUGUAAAUGUUAGACAGUAUUCAUACCUCAACGCUCAAGAAAUCACAACAGAUCAUGACUCUCUUACGAAUAAGGAUGAAUACAUGAAAUAACCGGCUAUGAAUUCACUUUAGAAGUUUGGCGGGAAACUCCUAUAAACAACCGCAGUUUCAUCAUAAUUACCAAAAUCAUUGAAUAUAGUUACGAUGAACAAGUUUAUGAGAAUGA
Messenger RNA from Rhizophagus irregularis DAOM 181602=DAOM 197198, 2179 nucleotides. The record is from RefSeq and is a predicted model, not a curated record. NCBI's taxonomy places the organism in Eukaryota, Fungi, Glomeromycota, Glomeromycetes, Glomerales, Glomeraceae.